AUGGACCACUCGGCUCCAACCUACAUGCUUGCCAACCUAACCCACUUGCAUUCUGAGCAGCUCCUGCAAGGCUUGAACCUCCUUCGCCAGCACCACGAGCUCUGUGACAUUAUCCUGCGGGUUGGCGAUGUCAAGAUCCACGCUCACAAGGUGGUGCUGGCCAGCAUCAGCCCCUACUUCAAAGCCAUGUUCACCGGGAACCUCUCAGAGAAGGAGAACUCAGAGGUGGAGUUCCAGUGCAUCGACGAGGCAGCCUUGCAGGCCAUCGUGGAGUAUGCCUACACAGGGACUGUCUUUAUCUCCCAGGACACUGUAGAGUCGCUUCUACCAGCUGCAAACCUUCUCCAGAUCAAGCUGGUGGUGAAGGAAUGUUGUGACUUUCUUGAAAGCCAACUUGAUCCCGGCAACUGCAUCGGGAUUUCUCGUUUUGCCGAGACCUAUGGCUGCCACGACCUCUACCUGGCCGCUAACAAAUACAUCUGUCAGAACUUUGAGGAGGUUUGUCAGACAGAAGAGUUUUUUGAGCUCACCCAUUCUGAGUUGGAUGAAAUUGUCUCCAACGACUGCUUGAACGUGGUGACGGAAGAAACAGUGUUCUACGCGCUGGAGUCUUGGAUCAAAUACGACGUGCAGGAGAGGCAGAAGUACCUGGCCCAGCUGCUGCACUGUGUCCGCCUGCCCCUGCUCAGUGUCAAGUUCCUCACCAGGUUGUAUGAAGCAAACCAUCUCAUUCGUGAUGACCACACUUGCAAACAUCUCCUGAAUGAGGCCCUCAAGUACCACUUCAUGCCUGAGCACAGACUGUCCCACCAGACCAUGCUGAUGACGCGGCCUCGCUGUGCUCCCAAAGUCCUCUGUGCUGUGGGAGGAAAAGCAGGGCUCUUUGCAUGCUUGGAAAGUGUGGAAAUGUACUUUCCUCAGAAUGACUCCUGGAUAGGCCUGGCUCCUCUCAGCAUCCCUCGCUACGAGUUUGGGAUCUGUGUCCUUGACCAGAAGCUGUAUGUGGUGGGAGGGAUUGCAACCCACGUGUGCCAGGGCAUCAGCUACCGAAAGCAUGAGAACUCAGUGGAGUGCUGGGACCCCGACACCAACACUUGGACCUCCCUGGAGAGGAUGGUGGAGAGCCGGAGCACACUGGGAGUAGUGGUUCUGGCAGGAGAGCUCUACGCCUUGGGUGGCUAUGACGGGCAGUCCUAUCUGAGAACUGUGGAGAAAUACAUCCCCAAAGUGAAGGAGUGGCAGGUAGUGGCUCCCAUGAACAAAACCAGAAGUUGCUUUGCUGCAGCUGUCUUGGAUGGGAUGAUCUAUGCCAUCGGUGGCUAUGGUCCUGCCCACAUGAACAGCAUGGAGCGCUAUGACCCCAGCAAGAACUCCUGGGAGGCGGUGGCUUCGAUGGCUGACAAGCGAAUAAACUUCGGUGUUGGUGUCAUGCUGGGCUUCAUCUUCGUCGUAGGUGGACACAAUGGCGUGUCUCACUUGUCCAGCAUCGAGAGAUAUGACCCUCAUCAGAACCAAUGGACUGUGUGUCGACCCAUGAAGGAGCCCAGAACAGGUGUUGGUGCAGCUGUCAUUGACAACUACCUUUAUGUGGUUGGAGGCCAUUCAGGCUCAUCCUACCUGAACACUGUCCAGAAGUACGAUCCCAUCUCAGACACCUGGCUGGACUCUGCUGGGAUGAUGUACUGUCGAUGCAACUUUGGGUUGACUGCACUUUGA
Indicator indicator is the source of this 1716-nucleotide messenger RNA. RefSeq names its product kelch like family member 28 (gene KLHL28). The record is from RefSeq and is a predicted model, not a curated record. NCBI's taxonomy places the organism in Eukaryota, Metazoa, Chordata, Aves, Piciformes, Indicatoridae. The coding region runs from base 1 to 1716 and encodes 571 amino acids. The transcript is spliced from 4 exons. Gene Ontology annotation, molecular function: protein binding.